This is a messenger RNA of Penicilliopsis zonata CBS 506.65, 1674 nucleotides long. RefSeq lists its product as hypothetical. Lineage: Eukaryota; Fungi; Ascomycota; Eurotiomycetes; Eurotiales; Aspergillaceae. The record is from RefSeq and is a predicted model, not a curated record. Gene Ontology annotation, molecular function: glucokinase activity; fructokinase activity; ATP binding. Gene Ontology annotation, cellular component: mitochondrion; cytosol. The coding region runs from base 1 to 1674 and encodes 557 amino acids. Gene Ontology annotation, biological process: intracellular glucose homeostasis; glucose 6-phosphate metabolic process; glycolytic process. The transcript has a single exon.
AUGACAGCUCCUCUCGUCAAGGUGCUGCAGAAGAUGCAGGAGCUCUUCCAGAACAUCUUCACUGCGCUCGAGAGCAUGGUCCUGUUCCCCGCACUCUUCCGCAAACUGUCCCGCAAACAGCGGAAGGCUUUCCAGGGCGCCUGCUGGCACCAGCGCUCGCUGGACGACUUCACAGACGAACUGGACCGUCUCUUCUCCGCGCCCUUGCGGGUGCGAAACAUGCUGGAGAUGUCCGAUAAGAUCCAGGACCAGUUCAAGACGUGUCUACAAGCCAGCCCAUACUGCAUGUUGCCCUCCUACACCCAUGCGCUUCCCUCGGGCCAUGAAACGGGCACCUAUCUCGCGCUGGAUGUCGGCGGGUCUACAUUUCGCGUCGCUCUGAUCGAGCUGCAGGGGCGCGACAGGGAGAUGAAGAUCCUACGCGUGUCGUCAUCGGUCAUCGACAACAACAUCAAGCUGCUCGAGGGCACCCUCUUCUUCGACUGGAUGGCGGAGAAGAUCGAGGAGAUGUUGGGCAAGGUGGACGCGACGUACGGUCGGGCCGAGACGCCGCUCUCGAUGGGUCUGUCCUGGUCCUUCCCCAUCGAUCAAACCUCGAUCAGUAGCGGUCUCGUGAUCCAUAUGGGCAAGGGCUUCCUCUGCUCCAACGGUACCGUCGGCCAGGAACUAGGCGACCUGAUCAUCCGGUCGUGCCGAAAACGCCAACUGAACGUCACGGUGGACGCGAUUGUCAACGACAGCUCCGCCGCCCUGCUUUCGCGCGCCUACGUUGAGCCCAAGACCCGCAUGUCGCUUAUCCUCGGCACCGGCACCAACGUCGCGCUGCAUUUCCCCGUCCACGGGAUCGGGCUGACCAAGUUCGGCACGCGGCCCGUCGGCUGGUUCGAUCACGCCAAACACGUCAUCGUCAACAGUGAGAUGAGCAUGUUCGGGGGCGGCGUGCUGCCCAUGACCCGCUGGGAUGAGACCCUGAACCGCACCCACUUGCGGCCCGACUACCAGCCCCUCGAAUACAUGAUCACCGGCCGUUACCUGGGGGAGAUUGUGCGCCUGAUCCUGGUGGAAGCCGUGGAGACGGCCAGCCUGUUCGGCGGCCACCUGCCUCACUCUCUACGAGAACCGUACUCCUUGGACACGAGCAUCGUCGCCUUCGUCGAGGCCGACACCUCUGCGUCCUUGGCGCCAUCCGCCGCCCUGCUGCAAAAGGAGCAUACCUUUUCGGCCACCCCGUCGCUCGCCGAUCUCCAAUUCCUCCGUCGCGUCUGCCAGCUGGUCUCCAAGCGCGCCGCGGGGUACCUCGCCACCGCCAUCCACAGCAUGUGGUGCCUGCGCAACGAGGUGGAGCUUGGCAGCGACGACAGCGUGACCGCCACGUCCGACGCCGCGUCGAUCAAACAGACGCAGCAAGUGACGGUCGUGGAGAGCGAAGAGGUCUCCACCAAGAAGAGCCUGUCGAUUGCCUGCGAUGGCAGCGUCAUCAACAAGUACCCAGGCUUCCGCGACUGCUGUCAGGCAUACCUCAACCAACUGAGCCGGGAGACCCUCGCCCUGGAGGGUACCUGCCUUGAAGCGACGACCGACGGCCCGCUGAUCGACCUAAAGCCUGCUCCUGAGAGUGCCGUCCUCGGUGCAGCUGUUGCCGUUGCCAUUGCCGUCGCCGAGAAGAGUAUCUAG